AUGGCUGAGCCACCUAACGAUAUGGCCGCACCAUCAGCCAAUGACGUUGAGAUGAAGGAGGAAGUGGCAGAGCCUUCUGUUCACAGCAUUCCCUCCGCCCCAGACCAAGUUGCAGGAGCUUCCCAAGUUGAUGCCGCACUUCCCAUCAACCAGCCUUUCACCGCUGAAGCUUCGAAGCUUGAGGACACCGUCUCAGCCAGCAUGGAGGGUAUCACCAAUGGUGACUCGACCGAUGCGCAAUCCACUCAGGCCCCUCCUCCACCAGUCGCGCAAGCUCCUUCGGCAUCACCAUUGCCUGCCACUGCCUCUGCACCUACUGCACCACCCGCUGCUUCUCUUCCUGUCAAGGUGCCUACUCCUUCGCCUGCUCCGACCAGACCAUCUUCGAUCGGACCAGCAGUCUCGCAACCACCCGAGAGAGCCAACCAGCACGGUGCACCUGGCAGAAUCUACCUCAACCCUGUCGCCAACUAUUUCAUGGAGGGCAUGAAGUACUUGGUCGUCUACCAACCCGAGAAACCUUUGAAGUGGAUGGGCGAGUUUCUCCUGAAGCGCAGCGCUGAGAUUGAAGGAGAGUAG
Molecule: messenger RNA, 579 nt
Organism: Aureobasidium musti
Lineage: Eukaryota; Fungi; Ascomycota; Dothideomycetes; Dothideales; Saccotheciaceae
Source: the annotation of a GenBank genome assembly